AUGACCAAAGGUCACAAUUUGUGUUACGCCCCCUGGUGGUUUGGCCCCCUGGUGGUUGGUCUCCAAUCAGAGGUCCCGUCCCUGCUCCUUGUCGGGCUUGUUGGCAGGCAGCUGGGGCUCAGGGUGGGACUGCAGUGUGUUCAGACAGUGUCUUGUUCUCGCUGGGGUACACCCAGCAACCAAGGUCUGUUCCAGGAUGGAGAUGUAGUGAUUGGUGGGCUCUUUGCUCUUCACUACCAACCGCCAGCUAUAGACAACGACUUCACUCAGCUGCCACACUACAAAUCUUGCACUGGUUUAGAAAAUGUUCCAUUACAGUACAUAUAUGCUAUGGUGUUUGCGGUGGAGGAAAUCAAUCAUAGCACAACGCUGCUACCAGGUGUGAAGCUGGGGUACCAUAUCUUUGAUAGCUGUGGCCGACCGCCAUGGGCUCUCCAGACAGCACUGUCACUGGUUGGAGGAGACAAUGCUAGCUGUGAUCAUCGUGUUCCAUUGAUCAUUGGUGGUGCUUCAUCCGUAACUGGGCAGAUACUUUCCAGAACCCUUGGGCCACUCUCUGUACCUAUAAUCAGCUACCUGUCGAGCUGUCCAUGUCUAAGUAACAGGCGUCAAUUUCCUAACUUCUUCAGGACCAUGCCCAGUGAUAUUUACCAAGCCCGGGCUAUUGCACAGCUUUGCAUGCGCUUCAAUUGGACCUGGAUCGGAGCAGUUGUAGCAAACAACGAUUAUGGCCUUGUGGCAAUAAAGGUUUUUCAGGAGGAGACUCAGGGGGCAGGGGUGUGUCUGGCAUUUGUAGAGACCCUCCAAAGAGAAAACAUUGUGAGUGAUGCCAGACGAGCAGCUCUCACAAUUCAGGCCUCGACUGCAAAAGUGAUUCUGAUCUUUACCUGGUACACAGAUGUGAGAGAACUGUUCCUGCAGCUAGCCAACAUACAUGUGACUGACAGACAAUAUCUGGCCAGUGAGGCUUGGAGCACCAGUGGUGAUCUUCUCCAAAAUGUUGUCUCAACUAAAGUAGCAAAAGGGGUUAUUGGUGUUGCCAUAAGAAGUUCAGCUAUAUCUGGAUUUGAAAAUUAUAUCAGAAGUUUGCACCCAGUUCAUCGUUCUGAAGAUGAGUUCUUAAGAGAAUUCUGGGAAGCGGAAUUUGGAGGAACAGAGUCCCUGGAGGGAGUGCAGACUCACUUCACUGAUAUCUCCCAGCUGAGGGUGACAUAUAAUGUCUACCUUGCUGUUUAUGCUGCAGCUCAUGCCCUUCACAGCCUCCUGUCCUGCCCUGAUAGAGAAAACUCAUCCAGAAACAACAGCUCCACCUGCUCUUCUCCAAAACACAUCAAACCCAUAGAGCUAUUGCAGCACCUGAACGACGUGAAUUUCACCACGCCGCAGGGUGAAAUGUUUUAUUUCCAAGGUGCCGACAUUCCAGCAAAGUACGACCUUGUCAACUGGCAGAACACCCCUGAUGGGUCACUCAAACUUGUUUUGAUUGGUCGUGUGGAUGGGUUUGACCUCCUCCUUAAUGAAUCAGCCAUUCAGUGGAGUACAGGAUCCAAUCAGGUGCCUACGUCAGUGUGCAGUGAGAGCUGUCCCCCAGGUACCAGAAAGGCCAAUAGGAAAGGAGAACCUCUCUGCUGCUUUGACUGUAUCCCAUGUGCUGAAGGGGAGAUUAGCAACCAAACUGACUCCCUUCACUGUGAGCAUUGUCCAUCUGAGUUUUGGUCCAAUACUAAGCGAACUGCCUGCAUCCCUCGCCAGCUGGACUUCCUUUCCUUUAAUGAAACAUUGGGCAUCACCCUGACUACAGCAGCUGUGUCUGGUGCCGCGGUGACAACAGCUGUGUUCGUGGUGUUUCUUUGCUACCGUCAAACACCAGUGGUGCGGGCAAACAAUUCAGAACUGAGCUUCCUGCUCCUCCUGUCUCUGAAGCUGUGCUUCCUGUGCUCACUGGUGUUCAUUGGUCGUCCAUCAGUCUGGUCUUGUUGGAUCCAACAGGCAGCUUUUGGGAUCAGCUUUGUACUUUGUGUUUCUUGUCUCCAAGUCAAGACUAUAGUUGUUCUGGCAGCUUUCCGCUCAGCUCGGCCUGGUGCUGAAGCCUUGAUUAGGUGGUUUGGUCCAGGCCAACAGAGAGGAAGUGUUUGUCUUCUUACUUGUGUACAGAUUAUCAUCUGUGUGACAUGGCUGUCCCUCAGCCCCCCUGUGCCUCAACGUGAUCUGGGUAUCCAGGGGUCAAAGGUCACCUUGGAGUGUGCCAUGGACUCUGUGAUCGGCUUCUCUCUGGUCCUGGGUUACAUUGGUCUGCUGGCCUGCACCAGUCUCCUCCUGGCCUUUCUUGCUCGGAAACUCCCUGACAACUUCAAUGAGGCCAAACUGAUCACCUUCAGCAUGGUGAUAUUCUGUGCUGUCUGGGUGGCCUUUGUCCCUGCUUACAUUAGCUCUCCUGGGAAAUACACUGUUGCUGUGGAGAUUUUUGCAAUCCUGGCCUCUAGCUAUGGUUUACUGCUCUGCAUUUUUGCCCCCAAAUGUUUCAUAAUUCUCUUGAGGCCUGAGAAAAACACAAAGAAACACUUGAUGGCCCGAUGA
This is a messenger RNA of Anoplopoma fimbria (sablefish), 2577 nucleotides long. Its product is annotated as extracellular calcium-sensing receptor-like. The transcript has 13 exons. The coding region runs from base 1 to 2577 and encodes 858 amino acids. Gene Ontology annotation, biological process: G protein-coupled receptor signaling pathway. The record is from RefSeq and is a predicted model, not a curated record. Gene Ontology annotation, molecular function: G protein-coupled receptor activity. Gene Ontology annotation, cellular component: membrane. NCBI's taxonomy places the organism in Eukaryota, Metazoa, Chordata, Actinopteri, Perciformes, Anoplopomatidae.